AUGGAUGAGCCAGAGAACAAAGUUAGUCAAAUCUUGGAUGAAUUGCUAUCUGGUAAUUUUGAAGAUCUGGAAGGGGAUGCAGCAGUCAGUCUUUUACAGAAGCACUUGCAGAUCAAACCCAUUGAUCUAGAGAAGUUAACUCUCCCAGACUUGAGAGGUUUUCAAAAGAUCAAUGCGAAAUCUUCAAGGAAAAACAUGCCAAAGCCUCGGAAUACUCUAAUGGAUAUAGAAAGCUCUAUUCAUCACCUAGCUUCACCAACACCCUCAAGAAGUCCAUUUGCUCCAUUAUCAUUAUUACAGAGACGACUUUUGCAGUCGAAGCCCUCAAGUGAUCCAUUUUCAGUUCCUGAUUUUGGGGAAGUUGACAUUGCAACUGCUAAAACAGGUUCACCUGAGGUGGCUAGUGGAGAUUUUACUUGUACAUCUCAAACAGUUGUGCAAGGUAAGUCAAGGAGACUUUCUGUUGGAGUUGAUAUCAGUUCAAGUGGAACUUGUGUUGGCAAUUUGGAUAACGUUGGAGGCACUAAUAUGGAUAAUGAAGUUAUCGAUGAGCAAUUCAGUGAGCAUGAUGCUAAUAUUUAUCCGCACUCAAAUGGAUCCAAUAACUUGGAGGAAAAGGUGGAAGACAUGCUAGGAACUGUGGAAGUAGUGGCUUCUCAAACGCCCAAUCGUAUCAUGGCUGACUCAAGUGAGGAAAAACUCAAACUACAUUCAGACUUCAUUGUUUAUGAUUACAUUUAUCUGUUUUCGCGUUAUGAUAAAUACUUGUGA
Carya illinoinensis is the source of this 771-nucleotide messenger RNA. RefSeq lists its product as uncharacterized. Gene Ontology annotation, cellular component: kinetochore. Gene Ontology annotation, molecular function: centromeric DNA binding. Bases 1 to 771 code for a protein of 256 amino acids. Gene Ontology annotation, biological process: attachment of mitotic spindle microtubules to kinetochore; spindle attachment to meiosis I kinetochore; kinetochore assembly. Lineage: Eukaryota; Viridiplantae; Streptophyta; Magnoliopsida; Fagales; Juglandaceae. The record is from RefSeq and is a predicted model, not a curated record. The transcript is spliced from 3 exons.